GUCUACAAUUCAAAGCGGGGUCUGUUAUUAUGAGCCGGGAGGGUUGCGUCAUGUGAGCAUCUCAGAAAAUAGGGCCAUCAUUAUUGGGUCAAAACUAAAAAAGCAAACCGAAUCAGCAUCCAGAAACACAAAGGACGGACCAUUAUUGAAGAGCAUUGAGGCAUUGAAUAAAGAGAGGCUUGAAAGCAUCCAUUUGAGCAACAGGUAG
Messenger RNA from Dovyalis caffra, 208 nucleotides. NCBI's taxonomy places the organism in Eukaryota, Viridiplantae, Streptophyta, Magnoliopsida, Malpighiales, Salicaceae. The record is from the annotation of a GenBank genome assembly.